AUAAAAUGAAUACAAUCUGCUGUAUGACAAUAUUUAUAACAAAGGAAAGGAUAUCAAAUUUCCUCUAAUAUUGAUCGUGUAGGUGUGCGUGGGUUUAUAAUUUUAUUGAAUGUAAUUACAUUAAAGACUGUUACGUAACAUGGCAGGAAAGUACAAGGUUAUUUUCUGUGUUAUUUUGCAGUUAAUUGUUCGUCAACUUGCAUUGUUUUAAGUAGCUGUUUCCGACGAUUUCAGGGAUGAUGAGCCAGACAUUUAAAUAUAGGUUAAUCUAGCGUGAGAUUUACUGAUACAAUAUUUAAGCGUUUUUACAUAUACAAAUCGUAAUACAUGCAAAUUCAUAAAAGAAAUGGAUGGAUAUUAUAAGAAUUUUCGUGGAAUAAACUAGGACAGGACCGAUUUCCUUGAUACAUCAAUAUACUGAUUGGUCCAAUUGUAAAAAAAUGGCUAACAUAAGAAGGGAUCGCCAGUGUAUUGUGGAAGUAUUUCAGCAUCACACCCGAAGAGACUUUCAUAUUAUCAGCUUCAUUGAAAAACUGAAAAAACUUAAUUUAUUAGAUAAACGGCAAUAUAGUAAUUUGCAUAGCGCACUUGACGAUUCUGGGUAUGUACAAAUCAUCGAGCUUCUAUGCAAUUUGUUGCCCCAUCUGUCUUAUGACAACCUUUGUUUUCUAUUUGAAGAAGAGGGGUAUACUGAUAUCGCCUCUACUCUAAGAAUAAAAAGGUUUACAAUUCGUUACCGGAGACUCCCACAAAUAGAAAUGCCUCAUUCUAAACGGACACAUGAUUACUACCAACAUAUUAAAAGCUGCAUAGAUAAUAAUUUGUUUUGGGGUGAUAAAAGAGUAAUAUUAAUGCAAUUCAUAUAUAAACAAGAUGAAAAAAUCAUGAUGAGUAGUGAUGAAAUAUCGGUCCAUGAUCGACAGUUUGCCAUGGAGCGAAAAGCAGCAGCUACAGUUUUACUAAUUCAGCAAUACAAGGACGUUGAAGAACGAAAGCGAAUAUUGCAUCAAGCAAUAAGCACAGAAACGAACGGGGUAGAUAAUACAUCAUUGCAAAUUGUUUUCCAUUCAAAAAUGGCAAUAACAGAAGCAGAUGCGGGUAAUAUUCGGGAAGCUGAAGAGUAUAUCGUUAAAACAAAAGAGUUCUGUUUAAUGUAUAGACCUUGUUUUGCGGUAACAUCUGCGUUCCAUGACAUUGAGUAUACAUAUAAAUCUCUUUACUUUAAAAACCCAUCAGACGAAAUGUUGGAAAAGAUUCUCGUUGAAGGAGAUAUAGCUAUUCAGAGUUUGAAUGAAGAAAGUGAGGACGUUCAAAACCUCUGGAGAAGAAUAAUGCUAUUGUUUAUGGCAUUAUCAUUGUUAUUCAUAACAGCAGAUUUCGUGGUUUGCGACAUAACGAAGAUCAAAACAAUUCAUAAGAAACGCGCAAAGAGAAUUUUGAAAGAGAUUAACGCUGCAGUCAUGAAAUCCAAAUUCGGCGGCAAAUGAUAUUAAAUCUGUGUUUAGCCGUACUCGAGGAAGAAAAUGGUAUUAAAGCCGCCGAAAUGUAUGCGAAACAUGCAGUAAACAACGCAGAAAACGGUGGUUGUUUCCGUGAUAUAGAAAACCAAAAUGUUAAGGCAUACUUGAAAAGUAUUCAAAGAAAAAUGAUUGCACAAACAAUAAGAAAAUGUUUUAUGCUUGUUUCUAUUAUAAUUGGAAUAUGCUUUGGAAUUCACUAUUUCAUGGUUUAUUUCACAACUGAUGAUAAAUGUAUCGUUUUCCUAAUAUAUUGUUCUACAACGACUAUUUGUGUGGUUCUUGGUAACUAUUUUAGUCAGGUUUUUCCAUUUUCUUUCAUGUCACGAGAUUAAAAACUUAAGACAUUAUGCAUUUUAGAUGACUUUAGAUAAUUGUAUGUUUUUAAUGCAUUAUAAAUGACAUAUAGAUAUAUCUCAUUGUAUACAAGCCGUUCAACAAUACAAAAACACUGUAUUUGAUGUUUAGAAAACUAAGAUAUUAAUUUUAAGUGCAUUGUUGAAGAAUAAUGCAAGGUUUGAGGUCAAAUACGCAGGGGUCGAUAGGUCUGAGUGAUAAAUAAUAUUUACAAAGCAUUUGUAUGCUUAUAAAAAGAGAACUGAUAUUAAUAUGAUGAUGUAAUUUUUCUUGAUGGCAUUUAGUUUAUAUUUCAUAUUUGACGUUGCAUUCCUUUAUUAUGUAUUAGUAUCGUGUUAUAAUGCACUCGACCGUCCUAUUUGUUUCAAUAGGGAAUAAUGUGAAAAGUGUUAGAAUAAAAAAUGACAAUUAUACAUGUAUAUUAGUAUAAAUAUAACAUUUAUUCAUUAUAAAUAUUUUUUCCAUUUGUGAAAUGUAAUAUUAUGUUUUUAUAUGUGAUUAAUGAAAAUGACAUUAUAUUUAAACUGUAUGGCAUAAUAUUAAUGAAGUAAUUUUGCACAAAAUGUUCAACAUAUAAAUUAAUACAUGAACUUUACAAAUGUGUAAUCAAAUAACCGGAUGGAGUUAUAUUCAUGUAAAAACAAGCAUUACUUCCAAAUAUACGCUUAUUUUGUAAUAGUAUCUUAAAUGUCCUGUUUAAUUUACAU
Molecule: messenger RNA, 2581 nt
Organism: Ruditapes philippinarum (Manila clam)
Lineage: Eukaryota; Metazoa; Mollusca; Bivalvia; Venerida; Veneridae
Exons: 2
Coding region: 441-1487 (348 amino acids)
Source: RefSeq, a predicted model, not a curated record